Messenger RNA from Malassezia vespertilionis, 273 nucleotides. RefSeq lists its product as uncharacterized. The record is from RefSeq and is a predicted model, not a curated record. NCBI's taxonomy places the organism in Eukaryota, Fungi, Basidiomycota, Malasseziomycetes, Malasseziales, Malasseziaceae. The transcript is spliced from 2 exons. The coding region runs from base 1 to 273 and encodes 90 amino acids.
AUGCAUCCGUACCUGGUAACGUUUGAGGAUUUGCCGCAGUGGGGCGAUGCACCGCCGCGCGUCCCUUCCAAAGAAAAUCCACUGCCCGUCCCGGAAAAACAUACGGCGCACACGACUAAACGCAGUGUGCCCGCGACGCGGCGCCAUGUACCCGGCGCAACGCAAUCUGUGAUGCAGGAGCAGGAGACGUAUUGCCACGACUCGUACUACCGAUGCUGGCGGAGUAUAUGGGACUACUGGCACAAUGAAACAGGUACGCUUGCUUCUAACUGA